UUCAUUGUGAUGCAGAGUGUGUUCUACCCUGAUGAGAGGAUCAAUAUAAGAUUCGAUAUUAAAGGCUGCGAGCUGGGUAGAUGGACUAACCCUGACACAGGUGGGAAACAAAUAAUAAAAGUGCUGAAGGACAAUAACUUUGAAGGGCAGCAUAUUGGAUUAGGUCGGCAGACAUCCUGGUUUGUCAAUCAAGUAAAAGUGGACGCUGGUUUUCUACGACAGCUGAAUGUGAUGGACUACAGUCUCCUGUUGGCCCAUCAGCCUCUGCACCAAGAUGAGAUUGAUGGGAAACAGUCUAUGGCAAACCUCGUCAGGCGCACCAUGAAGUCUUUGGACUUUGAUGACAGCCCCAAAGAGUCAGAAUCAUCCACCGUUUCAUUAUUGCAAGAGACCACGGCUGAUGUUGUACCAGAUAGUACAGAUGGUGGGUCAGGAGAGCCACAGGCAGCAGCUGAGGACUUCGGUGAAGGGAUCCCCCUCCAGGAGAUCAACUGUCCUGUGAAAGAAACUGAGACUGACUCAGAGCUGCAGAAGUUCCAUGAACACCAUCGUAGGCUACUGCCCAACUGCAAAAAUGCUAUUCAUGUCAUAGAUGGGCCAGAGCGUCGCUACUUUGUCGGCAUUAUAGACAUUCUUACUGUCUACGGUUGGAAUCAAAGAUGGGAGAACCUGUGGAAAAGUCUUCGUUACCCAGGCAGGGACUUUUCCACGGUUAACCCCACCAAAUAUUCAAACAGGUUCUGUCAGUGGAUACAGGACCGCACUCAGUGACACAAUGCAGGACACAGUCAUCACCGAUAUACUAUAUAGCGCAUGUGUCCACCAGAUGGGGCACUACUGCAGCUCCCAGAAAACUUUUGGGUGUAUAAUAACCCUACAUCUAUUGACAUUCAACAUUGCUAACAUUAACAAUUUAUCUGACAUAUUACAUACAUGUUUUUUUUCUUUCUUGUAUCCCUCUGCUAAUGUAUUGUGUACUAUUUAUGUGUCUGCUUAACCCUUAUGUUGUGUCCCAACCAA
Messenger RNA from Acanthopagrus latus (yellowfin seabream), 1020 nucleotides. RefSeq names its product phosphatidylinositol 4-phosphate 5-kinase-like protein 1. The transcript has 4 exons. Gene Ontology annotation, molecular function: phosphatidylinositol kinase activity. Gene Ontology annotation, biological process: phosphatidylinositol metabolic process. Lineage: Eukaryota; Metazoa; Chordata; Actinopteri; Spariformes; Sparidae. The record is from RefSeq and is a predicted model, not a curated record. The coding region runs from base 10 to 771 and encodes 253 amino acids.